Aspergillus lentulus is the source of this 993-nucleotide messenger RNA. NCBI's taxonomy places the organism in Eukaryota, Fungi, Ascomycota, Eurotiomycetes, Eurotiales, Aspergillaceae. The record is from RefSeq and is a predicted model, not a curated record.
AUGGGUUGGUUUUGGGCAGAUCCGCAGGCAAAGUCAACGCCUGUGGCACCAAAUCCUCUGGCAUCCUCUGAUGCGUCCCCUCCACCAGGAUGUCCCAUGCAUGCUUCCAACGCUCCUCCAGCCUUGUCUUCGCCGUCUGCUCGGUCUGAUACUUCCAGCUCCUGCCCUGUUCGAUCCCCAGACUCUCCAUUCUAUGUGCAGCCGAAAACUACCGUGACGGACUCUCCUCGGCCUCCCGCUCCCGAAACCAGAUCGACUUUGUCAAAACUGAAUCCUCUUAACUACAUGUUCUCCUCGAUUUCUCAAGAGCGAGCACCGAAUCAGACCGUAGACCUGCCGGUGGAACGAGAGCCUUCCUCCAUACCUAGAGGCGAUGCAGACGGCAACUGGGAGUACCCCUCCCCCCAGCAAAUGUACAACGCUAUGCUCCGUAAAGGUUACACCGACACGCCACAGGAUGCUGUCGAAGCCAUGGUAGCGGUCCACAAUUUCCUGAAUGAAGGUGCCUGGGCUGAAAUAGUUGGAUGGGAGCGCCUCUUUGCUAAGGGCCUGGGACAAGCGUGGGAAAAGUGCCGAAAGGGAGAGCAAGGCAUUGCCCUGGAAGCAAUGAAGCAGGAGAUGACCGGAAACGUCGAUCCAGCCAGUGAACCUCGACUCCUCAGGUUCAAGGGUCGGCCACAAGAGCUUACCCCCAAGGCGCAGAUCCUUCAAGCUUUAGGUUGGCUGUAUCCUGCCAAGUUUGGAACAAGUCCACCUUUUGAUCGCCACGAUUGGUUUGUGCUCCGACAGACGCCAUCUGGGCCCAAAGAAGUCCGCUACGUGAUUGAUUACUAUUCCGGCCCCCCCGAGCCAACUGGUGAGCCAGUGUUCUAUCUCGACAUCAGGCCAGCCUUGGACACCCCAACGGCGGCCGUUGAGCGUCUAAUGAGAUGGGGCGGCGACGUCUGGUACAGAGCUAGCGGCGGUGCCGUGCGAGAGAACAAUAAUUCGUAA